Dermacentor silvarum is the source of this 8225-nucleotide messenger RNA. It is a transcript of the gene Syn, whose product is annotated as synapsin. Gene Ontology annotation, molecular function: ATP binding; metal ion binding. The record is from RefSeq and is a predicted model, not a curated record. Lineage: Eukaryota; Metazoa; Arthropoda; Arachnida; Ixodida; Ixodidae. The transcript has 7 exons. Gene Ontology annotation, biological process: neurotransmitter secretion. Gene Ontology annotation, cellular component: synaptic vesicle membrane; synaptic vesicle. Bases 1 to 1722 code for a protein of 573 amino acids.
AUGCAGGGAACAAAAGGCCUGCAGGCGCUAUUCGAGACUGAAGGAGAGAGUAGAGUGUCUACUCGGGGGAGGAGGAGGAGGAGCGGGCGGCGGCCUCGUCCGCCCCAAAAGCCGAGCACCACCACCGCCACCACGGCGGCGCCAACGGGCCAGUACCCGGCGACCAACCCGUUUUCCUCGUCGUCGUCGGCCGCCGCAGCCAAGAUUUCCUUCUCCAGCUUCAAGCAGGGCUUCACCAGCACCACAAACUACCUCCGGCGUCGCUUCUCGUCGGGCGACCUUUCUGGGGAGCUCGACGACCAGCCCGGGGCCGCCGGCGAUGCGCCCGCCGCCGGAGCAGCGGGGGGCGCCUCCGCCACUGCGGCCAGCGCCGGCGGCGGCGGCGGAAAUGCUGGCAGCGCACAGCCCGGGGACACCGACCUCUCCCUUAACCUGCGCCCGAGCUCGGCCACAAGCGCGCCCAGCUCGCCGGCGCGCAGCGGGGUCAGCUCGUUGCUGUCGCGCGGCGCCUCGCUGACCGGACGUGUGGUGGGCGGAGGUGGAUCGGGCGGAAGCACGGUCGUCGGACCCGGCAAGGAGCGGCAGCUCACGUUGCUCGUGGUGGACGACGCGCACACCGACUGGGCUAAGCACUUCCGCGGCCGCAAGGUGCACGGCGAGUGGGACGUGCGCGUCGAGCAGGCCGAAUUCAAAGACCUCAGCAUAUGGGCCAGCUCGGAGGCGGGCGCCACCGUCAGCAUGGCGGCCAUGAGGCAGGGAACCAAGGUGGUUCGCUCGUUCCGGCCCGACAUGGUGCUUGUGCGGCAGCACGUGCGCGACGGCAGCCGCGACAACCGGCCCUUCCUGCUGGGCCUGCGGCUCGGGGGCGUGCCGGCAGUCAACUCGCUGCACAGCCUGUACAACUUCCAGGACAAGCCGUGGGUGUUCGCCCAGCUGCAGAGCGCCCAGCGGCGUCUAGGCCGGGAGCAGUUUCCCCUCAUGGAGCAGAGCUUCUUCCCGAACCACGCCGACAUGCUGGCCGCGUCCAAGUUCCCCUGCGUGGUGAAAGUGGGCCAUGCGCACGGCGGACUGGGCAAAGUGCGCGUCCAGAGCCAGCAGGAGCUGCAGGACGUGGCCGGCCUGGUGGCGCUCGCGGGCGACUACUGCGUCGUCGAACCGUUCGUCGAGGCCAAGUGCGACCUGCACAUCCAGAAGAUCGGCUCCGCCUACAAGUGCUUCGUGCGCAAGAGCAUCAGCGGACACUGGAAGGCCAACGUGGGAUCGGCCAUGCUCGAGCAGGUUCCCCUCGCCGACCGGCACCGACUCUGGGUGGACACGGUGGCCGAGCUGUUCGGCGGCCUCGACAUCUGCGCCGUCGAGGCCAUACAGGCCAAGGACGGCAGGGAGUUCAUCACCGAGGCAAACGACUCGGCCAUGCAGCUACUGGGCGAGAGCCAGGAGGAAGACCGGCGCUUCAUCGCUGACUUGGUGCUCCAGCGGAUGCAGCAGUACUGCCGGCCGCCCCAGCAGAUGGGCGCUGCGUCAGUACCCACCGCCGCAGCUGCAGCACCCACCGCGGCCGGCGUGCCACCUGCAGCCGUCGCCGCCACCGCCACACAGGAACCGCGGGCCGCCAACACGCGGCCACGGCGGGAGAGCCAGACGAGCGAGAAGGGCGAGGACCCGGACGACACCAUGAGGAACCUGCGCAAGACGUUCGCCGGUGUGUUCGGAGACAUGUAGGCGGAUCCAAAGGACACAGCGCGUCCCCGUCGCCGCACAUCUCCAGCAAGCAAGCAGGCACAGGGGGCGCAACCCGCUUAGCCGUAGCACAUCGUGUACUAGAAAAUACUGCAGGGCAACCUCGAUGAUGACGCCGAGUCCCCACGGGCCGACGGCAAGUAAGAAGAGACGCGCUAUAGCCCGUCACGCCCCGAGGUCCUCCCGAGGGGCAUACAGCCCCGACUCGCCUCACUGGGAAACAUCGCACCUGUCUCGGGCCAAAAGCACUCCCGCGCUCUCUCGCCGUUGAGCCUAUGGCGGGGCAAAUCACGAACCUUUUGUGUCUUACGGUAGCCUUUCUUCAACACAGCCUUCCGAGUCUCGAAAAAAAGAAAAACGAACAGGAUAUCGUCGCUAACGUGCCACAGACUACGCACUUACCGAAUGCGACCGAACACGAGCAGACGUAUAAUAAAAGAGGGCGGGCGCAUGCCGCGGAAUCCUUGGUUACCGUAGGUUUCGCACACCACCAAGGUGAAAGCGCCAGUGGCGCAGCCAGAAAUGUUUCCAGGGGGGAGGCACCUACAUCACCGGGGACGGAGAGUGUAAAGAGAAGGGGGGGCACGUGUCCGGUAUGCCAUCCCCCUGGCUACGCCUCUGGAAAGUGCCAGUGUUAUUGUCAUUUGUACGAGCGCUAGCUACGCCAGCGUCAUGACACAAGCUCUAUAGUUGCGUUUAACCAACGGAACCGUCCUCCGCUCGGCAAGCCUUCGUUUUACUGAUGUCUGGUGCUUUCUGCUGUGGACUUACGUUAGCUGCCGCACUGCGAAUGAUGAACCCAGCAAGCCCAAAGAGUAGGACUAUUCUGAAUUAGUUUUCGACAAUCAGCUACAGGCACGCCUAGAAGGCCUUGGAAGAGCACAUCUGGCCAGAAGGCCCUUGGCAACUGCGUAACUUAACUACACAUGUUUGGUUACGUUGGUUACGCGAGUGAGCACUUGUAUUUUACAAAGAUCAUGCCACACUGGAAGGUUACGCCUAUAGAAACGCACGAGCAAUCCGAUUUACACCGUCGACUCCCGUUAAUUAAACCCUUGUGGCACCUCCGCAAGAUUCGGUCGAAUUAUCCGAAAGGUCGAAUUAACAAACGGCGGCAAAAUGAACGAGUUCAAUUCCUUGAUACGAAAGCCUCAAAUGGCUCACUGAACUAAAAGGCCGGCGUCUGUCAUCUGUAGCAGCGAAACGGCAGAUAAAUUCCCAUUGGCUGCGACGCCACGUCACGAGCGCGCCUCGACGGAGCAGAGCAGGCGAAAGGGCACACCUGUUGCAGAAUUAGCGCGCCAGGUGUUGCGUGAGGGUAGAGCGCAUCGCCACUGACGGCACGUCUACCCUCGCUCUUGGAAACCUGUGUUAUCCGCGCCCGCGCAAGCUCUCGCCUGCGUUCUAAUUGCGCCUCGGUAAGGCGAAAUCAGAACGCGCUCGCUUGUCCGCGAGGGGUUCAGAAUUCGAAGGACCCUCAACACAGUCGUCGGAGCUGACAAAAUCUCCCAAACAGACAUCACCCAGGGCAUAGCGCAAGUCGUCAUCACUGUAGGACAGGUUAUUGCCGUCACCGUCGUCGCCUAGAGAAGCUGUAACGUCGUCUGCUGAAUUCCUUGAUGUCAAGCUUUUAUUAACUGCGGCGCGCAAGUGAGGGCGCCGAUGGCGGUUUGUCUGGUCGAAUUAGCGGAAGCGGCAUCCUUCUGCGUUCGAAUUAAGCAACUUUUCCUUCCGUAGCAAUGUAUGGCUUCCCACCACGGCUUUCCAAUGUAUUCGAAUAGAGCGACAAUAUUAAUUAACCGAGGUCGAAUUAACAGAAGUCGACUGUACAAGGACUGAUUGGCCUAUGCCUAUGGCCGGAUACACUGCAUCUUCUUUGACGUCGUUAGGGAUGCUCUUGCAUUUUACGUGACGUAACCGCCCAGUACAGCUGUUAUUCGCAAAAUAGCCACCAGAUAUGCUCUUUCAUGCAAACGGCUUUAUGUAGGUGCCCUCGCGUGUUUAAGUCAUAUCUUAUGUGAACGGCUCCUUCGUGCUUAGAAGCUCCUGUACGUUUUUGCACUGACCCUUCACGAGGGGAGGGGUCAAAGCUCAUCAAAGGGAAAGCGUUGAGAGCUAGUGCUGCAUAUCUGCCUUAGUUGGCAAUUGAGGGAUAAUGUCGAUCACUAACCACGCCGAUUAAGCGCCUGGGUCACAGACGUUGGAAGAGCUACGGUGUGUAGAUACGAAGCAUGCGUCCUUCAGAGUCGGGAAGGCAACGACCGCGAUACCACGUUCACCCAGCGAAGCGACGCAGGCGUACGUUUAAGUCUAUGCACGAAACAUUCACAACGUUACUGUUCCGAGAAGAACGAGACGCAUAAAAGUUGAAACUCCGGGAGCAGUGGCGUAGCCAGAAUUUUUUUUUUUUUUUUUUUUGAAAUCUCUUUUUCGGAGUGGGGCGGGGGCAGGCAGCAUGAGUCCGGGAGCACACAUGAACGUAAGAUCGGCGACCAGUUUCGGAAAGCAACAUUUCUUAGUUCCGUCAAGGUGCGCGACAGCACAAAUACAGGCAGGCUGCCGAAUUGCUGAAUGCAGAAAAUCAAAUUCUGGUGUCAAGGUGUGAGCUGGAGUACGCCAAUUUCAGUCCAGAGCCGUCUCGUAUGGUCAAAAAGAACUUGCUGCUGCCCAAGUGGGGGUACAUUUAAAGGAACAAUAGCGCCAUCCGAGACAACCGCACAGAAAAGAACCACGCGGUGAGCGCCACCUUCAAUGUGGUAACGUUUCGACCAUUGAACAACGCUUUUGAUUUGAUAUGGUGGCCCCUUUCAUUCGUACCAGAACAAGCGUCAGAUGACGUUUACAGAUAUGCAACUUCGGCCUUGCUUUCCUAUUCGUUACAAUAUUAAAGAGCGCGAUAAAAAAAAAUCUAGCGGUGCACUAUUAUGUGGCGAAGAUUCCGCACACGUUCUGUAACGGCGAGUCGAGAGCCCUGCUGGCACCUGACGUCCUCAGACGAGCCAAACCGCGAAGACCUACACCUACAAUGUCACGCGUAGUUCUCGUGGGGGGCUCGCGCAUAUCACCGAGGUUCCCCUGCACCGCCCUCCUGUGGCGAGCAAACGUGAUGCUGAUGCAGUUCGUUAUUAACGUCGUUGUUAUUAAAAGACGCGGCUGACCGACAAUGUAGGCGCAUCGUUGCCAACGCCGAAGUGGCAUAGGCGGUCGCUCUCUUCGUUCAUGACGAACAGCGCGAACGGAACACGCGAACUAAAGAGGAGAAAAGACGGGGCGGGGCGCCUUUUCAUUCGUCUGUUCCAUUCGUGCUAUCAGCCAUGAAUGCCUACUACCUGGCCAUACGUUCUCAUCUUUACGAUAGCCAUGUUCGCGAUACUUUCAAGCUGUACCUGCUCCGGCUUUGUUAUAGGCCCGAUGACUUGCGACGCUUUUACUUUUUGUUACUAUGGUCAUCGUUACGCUUGUUCGGUUUAGGCCCUACGAAACACUGGGUGCUAGCAGCUCACUUUGUGGGAGUGAUAAUUGACCGCCUCGUAUUUUCGAAAGUUCACGUACUGUCCGAUGAAGUGCAUUCACCAUACUUCAGCACAGAGUGAAGGUACUACGUAUUGAAGUAGUGGGGAUCUCUCGAGUAAGAUAUGGGAGAGUUGCCAGAACUAAUUUUUACUGCAGAACAAGCAUCCGUGCCAUCCUUCGCAGUCAAGAGAGCCAAGCGAUUCGCGGAAAUGAGGAAAAUUAUGUGUGAAUUUGCAUUUCUGCAAGACUGAAGACAAUACUUCUUUGGCGCACACAGCUGUAAGUUACAUUCAAUACAGGUGAGGAAGGAGUUGCUCUGACACGGUUAGCUGCGAACAGCACAAACUGUCGAACGAGAGCCAUAUAAAAGCAUCUCUCAUUAACUAGUGGCAUCUCCCUAUUUACAGAGUUAUGCAAACAGGAAGAUGGCAUUCUCAUCGUUAUUAUUGAUUGCGAACAUAAAAGCGAUGGCAAAGAGAAUAUAUACACAUCGGAGACAGCUUACAGGCAAGGGGAACCAAUGCAUGAGGGGCACAACUCCCGCCCGCGUUUGAGGGUUAAAGAAAGGGAAGGCACAAUCCAUGUUGUUCUUUACUUGGGAGCAUCAACUCUCGGGCACUGUCGGAGGGAUGCUUGAUCUUCCCUUGAGGAGUCUAUUCGAUUAAACGCAGUUGCCUUGCUAACGUCUUUGUUUCGUUAUUUUCCAUUUCCUUUGAUGUUUACCCCCACCCUUCCUUUAAUUUCAACAUCACCGCACCUUAUGACAUCUUCCAGUAAUGUCUAAUUCUUAGCUAAGCCUACCAUAUUUCCCGCCAUUGUCCAGAAAGGAAUAAAAUCAACAAAUAUGCGUAAAAUAACGAGAUAGGCGCACGCUAGCACGCAAACGAGAACUACACGCACAAAAAAUGUAACGCUAAUUACGAACAAAUCGUAUGCCAGCAAAAAACACGCCGUACGAGAUUCUCGGUGGAGUUUACUUGCGUAAACGCACAUGGCAGGUAUGCCUAAACAAGGCCAGAUAAGAGCAGCCGUCUAUGGCACAGUGCCUCGGCCACGAUGCACCUCCUGUCAAGGCGCGGGCACACCGACAGUGGCCCGCGCAUCGGCGCCAGCAGCGGUGCUUGCUUCGGACAGCACAGCUCCGAGUGCGAGUCCAGCCCAGGUGCUGCCUGCGAAGCCGCGCGAGAGCAAGGAUGGCCACAGCACGCUGACCAGACGGCGGGGAACCGCGCCUGCACCACGUUCAGUAUUUCCAAGCGGAAUCGAGCGGCCUCUCUCGAAUUGCGCAUUUGCCAAAAGAUGUGGCCCACAGCCAACAUUUCGGCAGGUAGUCUUGAGCCCCUUGCAAUUUGUCUUCGAUGAAGACGACUUGUGGAACUGUUGGCUGUGGCACCGUUUUCGUUCUUCCAACACGCAUUCCAUCUUCCGCGUUUUAUUUCUUGUAGCCAGAAGAAUGAGCACAUUACGGCAAAGGUUCGAGGUUAGAUGCCCAAAGGAUGCACACCCUUUCAGAGGGACUCUGUAUAGUUGACGGUGAUUAGUUUCGACAUUCCAGAGUUCAUUAACGCGCCGUAACAUCGGUAUACACGAAUAUUUUCGCAUUCUGUCCUCGUUGCAAUACAGAUGGCGGGAAUCGAGCCCGGGACCUUGUGCUCAGGUGCAAGGGCGCUUAUGACCGCGGCGAGUACCGGCUCGUGUACGCUUAGUUUCACCAAUAUGUCCCGUUCACACUGCGCAUCUCUCAUAAUGCGAGGACCGAUAGAAAAAUGCCACGAACGGCGAGAGACAGCGCCUCGACGCACGUGUGGGCGCGUGCCCUGUGGCCAUCCCCCCUCGUUGCGUGCCGAGCACUAAGCUCAGGCUGAAUAUUCUGUGCGUCAGUAUGUGGAGUCCGGGACUCCGUUCUCAAUGGGUGUGAUAUAUAAGUGCUAAUAAAUGGUGGACGGUCGUUACACACACGCGGGUACCACUGCGUCCCGGUGGCCUCGUCCUGUGGGCGACAAGCAAGUUCAGAUGUUUACCUGUAGAAAUAAAUGUGCCAUACCCGCUCGCUUACCCUCCUCCCUGUGAAGCCCUUCACAACCGAUGUCGCCGUAGAGCUUCGUGCAAGCUUACCAGAGGGAAGCGUGACGCUGCACCAUUUUAACCACUGCGGAGCAAUGCUGGGAAGAUACGGGCUUCGGAUUAGUAUCGGCUGGCUCGCGCUGUGCUACGGGUGCCAGUCCUAAUUUCUUUUCACUUCACUUAUCCGUUAGUUUUUGUUUUUCUUCAUAGUCAGAAAGAGUCAAGCCGCUGUCAUAAAAUUAGGAUUUCGUGCGCCCGUUCACGCAACACUGUCACAGAGAUUUGAAAUCACGGUCACUGGUACUGACCAUUACUCUGCGAGGAGAAUUUUACAAGAAAGAAAUGUCAGCAUAGGUACUUCGCGGCGCAUCACAGCACGCGUGCAAGCUUUCAGUGAAUAAUUUUUUUUUGCGGGAAAGGUACAUUACACAAGUGAGUGAGUACGAACUUUAUUGAGGUCCUGAGGAGAAUACACAACAAUUUCACGAUGUGCUGCUGCGGCUUCGUUGCCUGAAAGCGGAAUCUAUGCCACCGUGGUCGCAUCGCGCGCCAAGCCAUCAGCCGAACCACACUUCCCAUCAUUCCGCUCUCUACCCGCAUAGAAACUAUCGCGUCACAUUUCCCUCUAGGUCAAGCUUUAAGAAACUCUAUGGCCGCUUUCCUUCGAAACAACGACGAUCGUCUCGGUGAUCCACUGCCAGGCUUGCCAGCCCAAGAGUCAUUCGAGCCGGUUGUGUUGCUGUACUGGCUUUUGCAAAUCCAAAAAGAACCAGCACCCUGCAGAACUGUGUGCGUUGACGAAUGGUGGAGUACGACAAAGAAGGCAAUAAAGAAUGUGGGCACCCGGAUUGCGUCUUUAUGCGCCCUGGCGAAAGCUCUUCUGGAGUAAGGCGAACGGUUGGCCAUGC